CAAUGUUACCCUUUUUACUUUCUGGAUUGAUUUCUUUGGUUUACGAGAAAGAUACACAUUUACAUAAAACAGUUUGCAGAUUUUAUCGGACCUUCACUCAACUCUUGUUAAUUGUGUAAUUUAUAAAUGAAGGUAACUAAUGUAACACCCACUUUUGAUCACCUAACACUUCAGUCCAUCAUGUGACCGAGGAGUUAAUUUUAAAUAAAAAUUGCUGAUAAAAUCUGCAAAAUAAUGUCACUUCAUUAUCGAUUGAUACUUGUUCUAAUCAGUUUAAGUGCUGCAACUUUAAGCUGAAGAAACUCUUGAAGAUUGCAGGUCGCAUAUUGUUCUUUAAUGUUCAAAAUGGUAUUUUCAAGUGUGCAAAGGUUACAUACAGUCAUCCAUUAGAAGCAGUGCAGGUGAGUAUUUAAUAUAUUUUAUUAUUUAUUAUUAUUCAUCAUCGUUUCAUAAUGUCUAGAAGUCUUAUAAUUAAUAAAAGAACAAUUCAAGAUAUUAAAAGUACGUUACUACUUUUCUUAUCUUACUAAGAUUAUAAAUGAAAAAAGGGUUGUUUUGGCUGUUCGUUUGGAAGUAAAUACGAGAAGCUGCCGGACAAUGCAUAAUAUAGACGAAUUGGAGAAAUAGAACAGGAAAACAAUGCUGCUAAUGAGUACGUAUAGUUAUAUGCUGUGUAUGUACUUUUUUUGUAUUUUGGAAGUCGUAUAACUCAACACGACGUCAUCGUACGUGUUUGAGACAGGGAUAUGUUUUGUUUCAUGCUUUUGUAUGCAUAUCCUGAUGAAUUUCAAAUUGCGAAUUUUCAUUUUAUGGUGCCUACUUUAUAAAUGGAAACUAAUUUGCAUGUUUCUAUUCAUUUAAGACAAAUAAUCAUUCAUUCCAGGCAAUCUCCAUGUUCAAUGGCCGUACAUUUUAUGGCCUGCAGCUAGGUAUCACUAUGGAUAAAGGAUCUAGUGAAGAUACACUACCCCGUGGUCUAAGAGACUUAGGUCCCGGGCUAGGAAAGAAUGGGAAGCCGGUGACAAACAUAGCUGUUCAAUACGAUAGACUGGUCAAGAAAAAGUCUACUUUGAUAAACUCCCUUUUAUUCGUUGAUGUAGAUGAAUAUACGGCUAAUGUUGCAUCCCAAAAUGUUGUGUUUAAUCCUUUUAACCUUGUACAAGAUUUUAUAAGGGGGGUUGAGAUAAGGAAUUAUAGACCAGUAGAGCAUGUUCCGGGAUUGCCCAUCCAAAAUAUUAUAUCACCUCAUGCUCCUAAUCUUAUGCACGAUGCGGUUACCUCUGUCGGCUUAAACAAUAUUCCCAAUACGAGUGUUCCACCUACAAAUGUGCUUCAAAACGCAAAUGUACAUUGUAAUCCUUCUCAACCCCACGUUAUGGCUCAGAAUGCACUUCAGCCUCAAGGCUUGUGGCACAAUAAUGAAUAUCAGCCAAUGCCUCCUGUACCUUCGGUUCCCAAUCAAGCUAUACAAGCUCCUAUGCCAGAUAUGAUUCCAAAUAUGGACGUAGCUCAAAAUCAGGAUUGGCAGUUUAUAUCUCAACCUCCUCCCAUUAUUAAUGGCCCACCAAACAGCCCUCGUAUCAAUGUAGGUGGGAAUACUUGUGUAGCUGACUUUCGUAGAGACGUGGCUUUCCAAAAUGUGCCCAACCCCGUAAAAUUCGCACAGCCUGAGGCCGCUACCGUCGGACAAAAUAAUGUCUUUCCAAAUGCUUCGAACCCUAUCAUAGAAAUCACACCACCUGAAAUACGCAAUACAGUCGUACUAAACAAUAUACCACCAAGCACACUCAACGUGUUGCUCGAAAGAUUGAACAAAUGUGGAAAAGUGAUGUCGAUCCAUUGCCCGUAUCAAAGAUGUGCGGUUGUAACAUUCGCGACACCUCAGCAAGCUGAGCGCUGUAUUUUGAUGUACAAUGGAUAUGUGGUUGGAAACUGCAUGAUACAAGUGACCUACGCUUAAACAAUAAUACCAAAAAGAAGGUAAAAGAAUAUUAGUAGCACAUCAUUAAUACCGAGAUUUUGCAGCAAUGACACUUGCUUCAUACCAUCUUAGAAUUUCACCAAGUAACUAGAGCCAUAGGGAAUCACGGCUUGGUCUACCAUAGACAAGGAGCUUGUAGGCCUUGGUAGCCAAAAUAAUAGGGAGUAGCCAAAAGAGCAUCUGAGCUUACGGCUAGAAAUGGAAUACUAGAAACUUUCAUUGUAGAAGGUCUGAUGAUGGUGAUUGGCAUGGCUGGCAAAUUAUCAUCGGAAAAGUACGUCAAUAAAGUAGACAAUAAUCAGAUGUGAUCUAAAUUUUAUGAACAUUAAAUCGUAAAUCAAAUAAUAACUGUUCGUCAUUAUGUUUAUUUUUAAGUUACAUCACAUUUAUUAAAAUUUCUGAAAUUAGGUGAUAAGGUAACAGUUGAAACCAUCUUAUCAGAAUUAGUUUCUAGUUUAGAUUGCAUUGAAUCUAUUUCUCUGGGUAAUUCUGAAUGAAAGGUCCGCCAUCUUUAGGCCUCGUAUUUUAGAUAUAGCUAUGCUUGCUUGGUCCCUAAAGUGCCCCUUCCCUCUUUCAUCUUUAACUCUUGGUCU
Messenger RNA from Manduca sexta (tobacco hornworm), 2574 nucleotides. RefSeq lists its product as uncharacterized. Gene Ontology annotation, molecular function: RNA binding. The record is from RefSeq and is a predicted model, not a curated record. The transcript is spliced from 3 exons. Bases 893 to 1960 code for a protein of 355 amino acids. NCBI's taxonomy places the organism in Eukaryota, Metazoa, Arthropoda, Insecta, Lepidoptera, Sphingidae.